GGAGUAGCUUGCCGCAAGCCACCAUGGCUCUUCCUACGUUUCCUCGUCUUGCUCGGUUUCUGAAAUCAAUAUUUGCACCCGCGACGGCUAUAUUCUGCUUCUCAUGCUUACUGACGUUCAUAUUUAUUCUAUACCAGCCAACGCCAGGCCCCGGACGCAUACAACGUCUCGGCUGGCAGUCUUGGGAUGUUAUACUUGAUUCUGCUGCAAAUGGGAAUCAGGUUGACGUAGAGAAUCCUCAGAAUGAUGAGGAAACAUCCGGUGCUAUCUCGGAUCCAAACACCCCAGACAAAGCUCAUGGAGUUGAUUGGUGGAAUGUCACCGAUCCCGCUACCCAGUUUGACCCUAUUGCUGCGACCAAUUGCUGGAUCAACCCAGGGUCUUGGCCGUGGGCAUCCGCCGAUGUUUGUGCUCCAUGGUCAACCAACGAACUUGAUACCACUAGAGGGAAGUGGGUGCUUGUUGAUCAAAAUUUGAAGAAGCAAGGCUAUGGCUCUUUGGUAAGUUCUAUAUCAAUCUUACCUACCAGGUUCGGAAUAGCAAGAACACAGUAAAGCAUAUCGGGAACCACCUGUCCAGCUCUCGUUGUUCAGUGUUGAGCCAGUGGCUCCACUCCGUUCUGAAUGUUGGGCCGGAUUACUUGAAUGCGCUUCAGGGAAUAUGUUCUAGUUCUGUUCUUUGUUAAAAUCUAUGUCAACUCGGUGCUACAAGGGCUGACACAAUCACCCGAUAUUUGUUAUAGAACCUGUACUAUCGUCGUACUCGCCGUCUGGAUAUACCGCUAAUCAACGAACUUCGAAUCGUCGCGGACGGUGAAACGCCAUAUGGGGACGGCGACCCUACUGGUUGGUCCAAGGUUAAAACCGCCGUUAGUCCCCGAAAUCCGAAGAUGUUCCUUUGGUACAAGACAGGAAAGUCUCUGCGCCAGAUGUCCGACGACGAGAAGCGAAACAUCAUCACCGAGGUUGACGUCUUGUUUGGUGACGACAAGCCUUGGUAUGGUUUUGAGAGGCUCGAACCACCAGUUGCCCGAGGUCAGAAACUUUCUGCUACCGUAGCACUUACCAUAAGGCGAGACGUCAAGCUCCCACCAACAGCGCCGCCUCUACACUUCUCACGUGAGGGCAAGUUCAAAAUCCUCCAAAUCGCAGACCUCCACUUCUCCGUUACGGCUGGAAUCUGUCGUGACACCCUCAUCUCACCUUGCGACUCCUCUGAUAACCUUACAUCUUCCCUAAUGUCCCGAGCGCUGGAUGCCGAAAAGCCCGACCUCGUCAUAUUCACAGGCGAUCAACUUAAUGGACAGGGUACUUCGUGGGACUCGAAGUCCGUCCUGGCGAAGUUCGCUGUGAGCGUGACUGAGCGGGGUAUUCCAUGGGCUGCUGUGUUUGGGAACCAUGAUGACGAAGAUGGAGAGACGAGAGAGACGCAGGUGAAAUGGAUGCAAGGCUUACCGUACAGUCUAGUCGAAACCGGUCCGAAAGACAUUCACGGCGUCGGGAACUACCUUUUGAAAGUGUGGAGUGCCGAUGCGUCCAAGACUCACCUCCUGACACUGUACUUCCUGGACUCUGGAUCCUACUCAAAAGGAUGGUUCGACAUCGGCGGCAUACUUCAUGGAACCGAGUACGAUUGGAUUCAUCAAGACCAAAUCGACUGGUUCUUGGAAGAGUCAUCUCGUAUUUCUGCUAUCGAACGACCAUUUACCCCAGAUGGCGCAAAGGACUUUAGUGAUCUCUGGGAACGUCAAAGCUCAGACCAACUCACGCCUACUACUCGACGUCUGGCCAAACCUAAUGCCCUCAUGUUCUUCCACAUCCCUCUGGAAGAAGCCUACUCCGCAGCAGACGUUGACACCCGUACAGGCAAACCUCUCAAUGUAGGACAACAUGACAUCGAAGGUCCAGGGAACGCCAAGAGGCAAGCCGGCUUCUUUCAUAAAGGCGUCCUCGCUGCGAAGACGAGUGAUCAUCGUGCUGGAGGUGACGACCGGGAAGUCAAGGUGAUCGCGAAUGGACAUUGUCACCUCACCGAGAACUGCAAAAGAGUGAAGGGUGUAUGGAUGUGCUUUGGAGGCGGAGGAUCCUAUUCAGGCUAUGGCAAGAUAGGCUUCGACCGUCGAUUCCGAAUCUACGACAUUUCUGAUUAUGGCGAGAAUAUCCGGACUUACAAGAGGACGGAACAUGACGAAAUUGUGGACGAGAUGGUGCUAGUUGGAGCAGGUGCCCCUCCACCUUAUCAGGGAGUAUGAACUAGUGUCGGUUUGGAGGGACUGUCAUUGUAAGAUAGAGUCUGUAUGUAUAUUAUAGUGGAUAUCGGAGGGAAGCAUGAUUGUCCAUGGCGCCGCAUAUAUACGCCCCAGUUUUGCUAGUUAGCUUCUACAUUCAUGAAUCUAUGCGCGUAGAUGUGGACAAUGAAAACGCAAGAGCGGUGGAGUGGAAAUAUCCCAAAGUAAAUAGGCCACCAGUAGCGUCCGUUAG
Messenger RNA from Somion occarium, 2480 nucleotides. Lineage: Eukaryota; Fungi; Basidiomycota; Agaricomycetes; Polyporales; Cerrenaceae. The record is from the annotation of a GenBank genome assembly.